AUGUCGCGUUUUAAAUGUAACGUUUUUCGUUUCAAAAAUCAAGUCCCAGCCUCUGAAAAAGUGAGACUGGUACUAGACGUUGAUGGAACUCAAGUAGAAGACGGAGAAUAUUUUCGAACACUUCCAAAUAAUACCGUUUUAUUAUUGCUUCGACAUGGAGAAAGAUGGCAUCCGCAAGAAGUUGAUGUUAUUCCAAUCUCUGCGAUACCAAAGAUAGUGUGUGAAACAAUUCACGCACUGGAUUUGCACGAUGAGACUCCCUCUUGGAAAAUUAUGGACAACAAGGGUCGAGUCACGGUCGUGCUUCAUUGGGAUCAUCCCAAAGGAUCAACAACAUCCCAAUUGCCAAAAGCUUCGCCUUUGAAAAAACAGCCAUCACUUGUAAUACAAACUAGUGUGGAUAAAUCUGGUACGAUUAUAACGCCAAGUGGGAAAAAAGAAACGUUAAUUAACGAUGUAUAUACACCUCCGAGAUUUUCGUCCAGUCCUCAGAUCACGGUUAUUAAUCACGAUGAGUUACGAAAGAGUUCCUACAAUCCUCCUCAUCGAUUGCAAAAAGGUUCUUCGGCGGAUGGCGCCAUACACGUUCACACUCCCGAAUGUGCGAAUCAUGGGGGAAAUCAUCCGAUGGCGAGACCCGGAAGUCCCGGUCUCGAUGCAAUCGAUUGCGAUUUUCAUUGUUGUGCACUUCACGAAGAGGGUAGGAAAAUUGCCGUGUGUAAAUCAGUCGUGACAAGUCCCAUACAGGAUGCUCAACUUCAAACAUCUCCUCAAAUGUCUUCUUUAUCGGAGGGUCGGAGAACGGGUAUGCCUAAACAACACGUACGGUUUUUAGAUGUCGAAGGUGGAGGAAUGAUGCGAACUUCGCAGGCGGAACACGACUCAUCCGAAAGUGAAAACGAAAAUACAAUUAUGGAAGACGAACAAAUAACUUCUGAAAAAUUUUUACUAUUGAUAGAUCAACUAAGUGUCGAACAAAAAAAACAUUUAACGAUAAAAGACAUUGGUGUUAUACUCGAGAGACUAUCAUCGAAAAUUGUUGACGUUGAGAGAUUAGAUAGAGAAUCGGAAAGUGAUGAUUGUUACAAUUGGACAAUAAAAGCAACCAUCAGAGGAAACGUAUUGAGAGAACUGGGAGUUUUGUAUAAUGGUAAUUAUUAUGCCAUCAGCGAACAUCCGGGAUACAAGGAAGAAUUGGAAACAAAUCGUGAGGAUGUAGAAGACGAAGAAGAAGAAGAAGAGGAUAGGCUUUAA
This is a messenger RNA of Pediculus humanus corporis (human body louse), 1254 nucleotides long. RefSeq lists its product as uncharacterized. Gene Ontology annotation, biological process: apoptotic process; regulation of apoptotic process. The transcript has 3 exons. The record is from RefSeq and is a predicted model, not a curated record. Lineage: Eukaryota; Metazoa; Arthropoda; Insecta; Psocodea; Pediculidae. Bases 1 to 1254 code for a protein of 417 amino acids.